This is a messenger RNA of Scomber japonicus (chub mackerel), 1347 nucleotides long. RefSeq names its product axin interactor, dorsalization associated (gene aida). Gene Ontology annotation, molecular function: phosphatidylinositol binding. The record is from RefSeq and is a predicted model, not a curated record. Gene Ontology annotation, biological process: determination of ventral identity. Bases 141 to 1055 code for a protein of 304 amino acids. The transcript has 10 exons. Gene Ontology annotation, cellular component: membrane. NCBI's taxonomy places the organism in Eukaryota, Metazoa, Chordata, Actinopteri, Scombriformes, Scombridae.
GGUGUCACCGGUCUAUCUGUGCGCCUCUGGACAGCACACAACCUGGCUGACGACGCUGCUGCUGCUCAAGCCCCGUAGAUGAGUCUCCUCCUCGGCUAUGCUGCCCUGAGAGCGCCGCCGCGAGUCACCGCCCUGCCAACAUGUCUGAUGUCAACAAGACUGUUCAGAAAUGGCACGCCAGUUUCAGAAAAGGCACAGACUUUGACUCGUGGGGACAAUUAGUGGAGGCUAUAGAUGAGUACCAAAUUCUAGCACGACAACUGCAAAAAGAAGUCCAGUCAACAAAUUCAUCAGACUUCACAGAGGAGCAAAAGAAAACUAUUGGGAAGAUUGCAACAUGCCUGGAGAUGAGAAGUGCCAGUUUGCAGUGCACACAGUCAAAGGAGGAGUUCAAGUUAGAAGACCUGAAGAAACUGGAAACCAUUAUUAAGAAUAUACUGACCUACAACAAAGAGUUUCCCUAUGAUGUCCAGCCAGUGCCGUUAAGGAAAAUCCUUGCUCCGGGUGAAGAGGAGAACCUGGAGCUGGAGGAGGAGGAGGAUGCUGCAGCAGGAGUAGGAUCAACAGAAGCUUUCCCCCCACGUGCUCCUGGUACCUUGUUGCCACGGUUACCUUCAGAGCCUGGGAUGUCACUGCUUACAAUAAAGAUUGAAAAAAUUGGGUUGAAGGAUGCCGGGCAAUGCAUCGACCCUUACAUGACCAUUAGUGUUAAAGAUUUGAACGGUGUAGAUGUGAACCCAAUGCAGGAUACCCCCGUAGCAACCAGGAAGGAAGACACCUACAUUCACUUCAGUACUGACAUAGAGAUCCAAAGGCAUGUGGAGAAAUUACCCAAAGGAGCAGCUAUCUUCUUUGAAUUCAAGCACUACAAACCCAAAAAGAGGUUUACCAGCACAAAAUGUUUUGCCUUCAUGGAAAUGGAUGAGAUCAAACCCGGACCCAUCGUAAUUGAACUGUACAAGAAGCCCACAGACUUCAAGAGGAAGAAACUGCAGCUUCUAACAAAGAAACCACUUUAUCUCCAUCUUCAUCAAACAUUGCACAAGGACAGCUAAGUUGGAGCACGCCUUGAACCUUAAUCCACCCCCUUUUUAUCUAUGUCAUACAUCCACAUCCAACAAAAUGUGGUGUUCCACCUCAUUACAUCCAGCAAUACUAAAUCAAAGUUGUAAAGUUGUUUUUUUUCCCCCCAUGAGCAAGAAAGUUAAGUGAACUGAGCCAGACAUUAUCACAUCUACUUAGUCUGCCACAAUUAGUUUUCCUUUAAAAAAAAAAAAAAAAAUCUUUAGGUUUCUUUUUAGGCACAUUCUCCUCUGUUGCAGGAACCCCCCUUAGACCCUACCCCCU